CAGAAUGCACUGCACAUCAGUUGUUCUGGUGUGGUGGAGUUCUCCUCUCCCUGUAUGUCAAGGCAAGUGGAGUUUCUGUAUUACAGAGGAGAACCAGGCUGACUUCCCAGAAAUGGUGUGACCAGAUCACCCCACUGCUGAGAGGGUAUAAAUGUUAGGCAGGGUCUAAAGACUUAAACCUGCACAGCAGCCUCUGCCAAAGACACAAGCCUUCUCACUUUAUGACUGAACAAUGGACCCUGAAACCAGCAAGACAAUAACGGUUGCUGCAAUUGGACGGCCUUUUAGCCCCGGGAUGCUGUAUGAUUGCCGCCACGACUCACUCAUCCCUGAGACCUCAGAUGUUGUACCUGGAAUCUGCACAUUCUGGACUUCCUGAUGACCAGAAGUGGUCUGGGUGCAUGCUUGAAAGCAACACUUCCAAACCCCUCAUCUUCAACACAGUCAGCCCUCACAGCUGUGUACAUUAGUGAUGGGAAUUCUGGCUCUUUUUAGAGAACUGGCUCUUUUGGCUUGGCUCACUAAAAAGAGCCGGCUCUUUUGGCUCCCAAGCAGCUCUUCAGGCUUAUCACUGUGGGACCGUGAUCAUCUGUUGGCAAAUAUCAUAGAGAGACCACAGUACUACAGUGACUUUGAGAUAGUUGCAUCUGACUCAACUGAGGACAAAUUGUCUCUCCUAAAUGUUAACGCAUCUCUGACAGCAAGUUUCAUGAGUGGACUGAUGUCCAAAAACCAAGCCAGGGUAACACUGAAAUAUGAAGCUACCACAAAGUUCCAGGAGCUGUCGAUGAAUCAUCUAGCAGCAGACAAAAUGCAGCAUCCAGAUAUUUUUAAGAAAGGAGUAGCAACACAUGUAGUCACAGCUAUCCUUUAUGGAGCACAAGCCUUCUUUGUGUUUGACCGGGACGUGUCUAAAGAUGAGGAUCAUCAAGACAUUCAUGGAAAGUUGAAGAUGACAAUAAAGAAGAUUCCCAGUUUUUCGAUAGAGGGUGAGGGUUCCCUACACAUGGAAGAUAAGAACAUUACAAAUGAAGAGAAAUUUUCCUGCAAAUUCCAUGGAGACUUCUUCCUUGAGAAAAAUCCUGUGUCUUUCCAGGAUGCAGUACAAGUCUACCAAAGUCUCCCAAAACUGCUGGAAGCAAAUAGAGAAAACGUUGUGCCAUUGAAGGUUUGGCUUUUGCCGCUGACAUGCUUAAGUUCCUCUGCUACUACAUUACUGCACGAGAUAAGAACAGAAUUAGUACAUAAAGCACAGCGUGUCCUGGAAGACUUUAUUGAGCUGGAAAUGAGGUGUAAUGAUGCAAUGAAAACCACCAUUGCACAGCAGUUCCCAGAGAUUAAGAAAAACCGUAAAACAUUCAAAGAACUGUGCUUCGAUUUCAAGGUGGAAUUCCAACGAACCUUGGCAAAGAAACUUCCAUUAGUCCGGGGAGGAGAUGAAAAGGAGAGUGUGCUGGCUGAAAUCCUGGAACAACGACAUACCUCUUUUAACAACAUGAAUCUGAAUGAGUGGAUGGAUUGUAUAGAGGAAGAAAUCUAUACCUUAAUGUCUUUCACCAACAAGAUGAAAAACACCAAGAUCAUCCCAUCUCGAAAUGACCUGUACAAGGAAGUUCACAGAGCAAAACAUACUGUGUGUUUUGUGUUCACCUCAAAGAAAGGUGCUGAACCAUACCUGUCAGCUUUGACAAACUACUUGAAAGAACCAGCUGAACCAUAUCAUGUGGAGGAGGCUGCAGAGAAGCCACAGUGGUUCUCAACAAAAGAAGUAUUGGAGCAAAUGAGGCAUAAAGCAAAGCUCUUCAUUGAUUUUGCUGAAGCCAACAAGGAGAACAACAACAUUCAAUUCCUGACAACGAGUUUAGCAAAUGAGAAUACUGAAACUAAAGGUACAAGCAUCUACCAUUAUGAAGAUGGUAUUAUUGUCACUGAAGACUUUGAGCCACCCGCAGAGCCUGAAAUAGGACCUGUUACUCAUGAAAGUGUGACGGUGAAAACCACCUGCUACUCUGUUGAGUACUGUGUCAGUGGAGAAGAUGAAUGGAGACAAGAGACAGCGUCAGCUGAUGGAGACGUCACAGUGAGCGGUCUGACUCCUGACACAGAGUAUAUGUUCAGAUGCAGAGCAGAGUGCUCAGCAGGUGUUGCGCCAUCCAGAAAAGUCAGGACAACUGCUAUCUAAAAACCUCAUCCUUCCAGGUAAAGGCUUACGUAUAAACUAAAUGCUGACAACUGGACACAUGGACAAGGCAUCAUGGUAGUCAGCAAGAAUUCACUUUUGGUCAUCUGCACUGUAAGACGAAAGAAUGAAAGUCACGUGUGCACACAUGCGCUCCUAGCCCACUGUACUUGUUCUAUUCAGUAUAAAACAAAGUCAGACAGAAAUGAAGCAAAAUCUGUGACUAGUUCAGGCAAAUAAGUUCAGUACUAAACCAAUAGCAAUCUCAUUAUCUGAAAUACACUGAACUUCUCAAACAUGUCUGUUGUUAACCUUCCUGUAAUAAACUUCAUGAACCUGGA
This is a messenger RNA of Lates calcarifer (barramundi perch), 2520 nucleotides long. Its product is annotated as neoverrucotoxin subunit alpha. NCBI's taxonomy places the organism in Eukaryota, Metazoa, Chordata, Actinopteri, Centropomidae. Gene Ontology annotation, molecular function: protein binding. The transcript is spliced from 4 exons. The record is from RefSeq and is a predicted model, not a curated record. Bases 473 to 2182 code for a protein of 569 amino acids.